Messenger RNA from Brassicogethes aeneus, 10222 nucleotides. The record is from the annotation of a GenBank genome assembly. NCBI's taxonomy places the organism in Eukaryota, Metazoa, Arthropoda, Insecta, Coleoptera, Nitidulidae.
AGGCGGCGUGGAGCAGUGGUGUCAUUCACGAUACCGAAAGAAGUGUACUUUUGAGACUGCGCAGCUACGGAACACGUUGCCUUAGCCCGCUCGAUUUAAAUUUAGCUGCAGGAUUUUCGUUUCGCGAGCAUUUCGUACAUUUCGUUCGAGGGACCGAUGUUCGAGGGAGAAAUGAAAGUCUGAUGUGUGGUGCGGUGCACGUUGGACUUUAUUUCGGGGCUUAUUCGCUUAGAUUGAGAUUUAGAAAGAGCCACCCCCAAGGUGGCGUGUCGCGCAUGUUGCGUUGGGCAGUUAGUUGCCUAGAUAAAAUGGCGUUCGCACAAGAGGUCGGAGUAGUGCUGGGGGCACGUAAAAUCUCGAAGCAGGAUUAAACAAAAAUGCAAAAUGCCCCCAGCUCCGGCCGGCGAUUAAAUCAAGUGUUGCGUUGUGAGUAUCCUGAGUGUCCUGAGUAUCCUGUAAACCGUUUGCGGCAUGUGCCGUCGUUGUGUGCCUGCAAAUACGUUCUGUCACAUUCGGCGCUGUUGCGAUUGCGAUUGUCGCGACCAUUUACGAUUCAAAUUACGAUUUGUUCAAAACCUUGUGCUCCUAAACUAGCAAUAAAUGAAGACUAAUAUAACACAUGCUUUUUCAAGGACAUAUUUUGAUAACAUACAAAGUUGAUGGUAUCGUGGGGGCCUAGGCGAGAGGAGACAUGUCCGUCGUCUCUGACUCUUUCUCUGAGGAGGAACGUAGUCUAUUCCGUCCAUUCACUCGUGAGUCGCUGGCAGCCAUUGAAACUAGGAUUGCCGAAGAACAUGCUAAACAGAAGGAGCUCGAAAAGAAAAGAGCCGAGGGAGAGACCGGUUUUGGACGCAGGAAAAAGAAAAAAGAAGUUCGGUAUGAUGACGAAGACGAAGAUGAAGGCCCCCAACCUGACGCCACUCUGGAGCAAGGUUUACCAAUACCCGUACGUCUUCAGGGAGGUUUCCCUCCAGAAUUGGCAAGCACACCUUUAGAAGACAUCGACCCUUUUUACAGUAACCAAACGACUUUUGUAGUAGUAAGCAAGGGCAAGGAUAUAUUCCGGUUUAGUGCAACAAACGCCCUAUGGAUUUUAGAUCCUUUUAAUCCAAUCCGACGAGUAGCUAUUUAUAUUUUAGUACAUCCUUUAUUUUCUCUUUUUAUUAUAACAACCAUUCUUGUCAACUGCAUCCUGAUGAUUAUGCCCACCACACCCACCGUAGAGUCUACCGAAGUGAUAUUCACAGGAAUCUAUACGUUCGAGUCAGCUGUGAAGGUGAUGGCCAGAGGUUUUAUUCUUCAACCGUUCACCUACCUUAGAGAUGCAUGGAACUGGCUCGACUUCGUAGUCAUAGCUUUAGCUUACGUUACAAUGGGAAUUGACCUUGGAAAUUUGGCUGCCUUGAGAACAUUCAGGGUACUUCGUGCCCUUAAAACCGUAGCUAUCGUACCAGGUUUGAAGACCAUCGUCGGUGCCGUCAUUGAAUCCGUUAAAAAUCUGCGCGACGUGAUUAUUUUGACUAUGUUCUCCUUAUCGGUGUUCGCCCUCAUGGGCUUGCAAAUUUACAUGGGGGUGCUUACGCAAAAAUGUAUCAAAAACUUUCCGAACGAUGGCUCGUGGGGAAAUCUAAGCGCGGAAAACUGGGACCGCUUCAUGAGCAAUGAGACCAACUGGUACUUUGACGAAGAUAAAGGCGAAAUGCCAUUGUGCGGUAAUUCCUCGGGAGCCGGACAAUGCAAACCUGGCUACACAUGUUUGCAAGGUUACGGUGGAAACCCCAAUUACGGCUACACCAGCUUCGAUACUUUCGGAUGGGCAUUUCUAUCUGCCUUCAGAUUGAUGACACAGGAUUAUUGGGAAAACUUAUACCAACUGGUACUACGAUCGGCAGGUCCAUGGCACAUGUUGUUCUUUAUCGUCAUCAUAUUCUUGGGAUCAUUUUAUCUAGUCAACUUGAUCUUGGCUAUUGUCGCGAUGUCAUACGACGAACUGCAAAAGAAAGCCGAAGAAGAGGAAGCCGCUGAGGAGGAAGCCAUCAGGGAAGCUGAAAAAGCAGCGCAGGCGAAACAAGAUCGUGCAGAUGCGAGAGCGGCUGCAGCUUUGGAGGCUUCGCAUGCAGCUGAGGCGGCGGCUGCUGCAGCUGAAGCAGGUCCAGACAUUGUAAAAUCACCAUCGGAUUUUUCAUGUCACAGCUACGAACUGUUUGUAGGCCAGGCGAAGGGUCACGACGAUAACAAUAAAGAGAAAAUGAGCAUAAGAUCGGAAGGACUUGAUUCUGUGAGUGAGCAGAGGAGAAUACCCACAAAUCCCACCAAGAUGCGGAAAGUCAGCGCUGCAAGCUUGAGUCUACCUGGAUCCCCAUUCAAUCUGCGCCGCGGCUCCAGAGGGAGCCACCAGUUUACGUUGCGUAACAACCGUCGAAUGGUGGCGCCUCCUGGUGACCGUAAACCAUUGGUUCUGUCCACCUAUCUUGAUGCUCAGGAACAUCUGCCUUAUGCCGACGACUCUAAUGCCGUCACUCCAAUGAGCGAGGAAAAUGGCGCAAUGGUGGUUCCAAUGUAUUAUACCAACCUUGGGUCACGCCAUUCUUCGUACACAUCGCACGCUUCAAGGAUGUCAUACACCUCACACGGGGACUUAUUGGGCGGCCUUGGAGGCAACAUAAAAGUCAUGACCAAAGAAAGCCAACUAAGAUGUCGUUCAAUGCGAAAUGGUCCCACAACAACAACCAAUAAUUUCACUGAAUUCACUCACAAAGCCCAUCGUGGUGAUUACGAUGGUCCAACGGGUCAAUUUAGCGAAGGGAAACUAAAGCACAUAGACAAUCCAUUUAUUGAUAAUAGUCAAAGACAAACUGUUGUUGACAUGAAAGAUGUAAUGGUUUUGAACGAUAUCAUCGAACAAGCAGCAGGCCGGCAGAGUGGUGGAAGUGAAGAGCAUGGAGUUUCUGUUUAUUAUUUCUCAGCCAAUAAUAAUGACGAAGAGGAGGACGAGCCGACGUUCAAAGAACGCGCUUUAGCUUACACUAUGAAAAUUAUUGAUAUUUUUUGCGUAUGGGACUGUUGUUGGCUCUGGUUGCAAAUCCAAAAAUAUGUGGCCCUGGUUGUGUUCGAUCCGUUCGUCGAGCUCUUCAUCACACUCUGUAUCGUGGUGAACACGUUGUUCAUGGCUCUGGAUCAUCACAAUAUGGAUCACGACUUGGAGAAAGCGUUGAAGAGUGGAAACUACUUUUUCACCGCGACGUUCAUGAUCGAAGCAACGAUGAAGCUGAUAGCGAUGAGUCCGAAGUACUAUUUUCAGGAAGGAUGGAACAUUUUCGAUUUUAUAAUCGUAGCCUUAUCAUUGCUCGAGCUGGGUUUGGAAGGGGUGCAAGGUUUAUCAGUGUUACGAUCAUUCAGAUUGCUGAGAGUUUUCAAAUUGGCCAAAUCGUGGCCGACUCUAAAUUUACUUAUAUCCAUUAUGGGCAGAACAAUGGGUGCUUUAGGUAAUCUAACCUUCGUGUUGUGUAUUAUUAUAUUUAUAUUCGCUGUGAUGGGUAUGCAACUUUUCGGCAAAAAUUAUACGGAUAACGUGGACAGGUUUCCGGACCACGAUCUACCUCGUUGGAAUUUCACGGAUUUUAUGCAUUCUUUUAUGAUAGUGUUUAGAGUGUUAUGCGGGGAAUGGAUAGAAUCGAUGUGGGACUGUAUGUUGGUCGGUGACGUGUCCUGUAUUCCCUUCUUUUUGGCCACUGUGGUUAUCGGUAAUCUUGUGGUACUGAACCUCUUCUUGGCGUUGCUUUUGAGCAAUUUUGGAUCAUCCAGCUUAUCAGCACCAACAGCAGACAACGAUACAAACAAAAUAGCAGAGGCCUUUGACAGAAUAGGUCGAUUUAUAGGAUGGUUUAAGAGUAGCGCAUUACAUAUCGCCAAAUUGGUCCGAUUUAAGCUUACAAAUCAAAUUUCCGACCAGCCGCCAGAUACAAGAGACGGCGGAAUGGAAAUACCUGGAGACGAAAUAUUGGCCGAUGGCAUGUUGUUUAGAGACAAAAAGAGUCCAAAAGACCGCUUAGAAGUAACAAUUGGAGAUGGAAUGGAAUUCACUAUACAUGGCGACUCAAAAACAAACCUGAAACGGGGCAAAAAUAAUAUUAAUAAAAGUAAGACAAUAGGAAAUUCGAUCUUAGAACAUGGAGAUUUUAUUGGGCAUUUAGAUGAUGAUGAAAUUAGUAAUAAAUCAUAUGGUAGUCACAAAAAUAGAUUUAAAGAUGAAAGUCAUAAGGGUAGUGCUGACGUAUUAGAUGAUCAGGAGGAGAAGCGUGACGCUAGCAAAGAAGAAUUAGGUAUAGAAGAAGAUGCGGAGGAAGAUGUUUGUGAUUGUGAAGGUCCCUUAGAAGAAGAUUUAAUCAUUUACGCGGAAACGGACGAGAUAAUUUUGGACGAAUACUCGGCCGACUGUUUUCCAGAGACGUGCUACAAGAAAUUUCCAUUUCUCGCUGGAGACGACGACUCGCCCUUUUGGCAGGGCUGGUCGAAUUUACGUUACAAAACAUUCCAACUGAUCGAGAACAAAUACUUCGAGACGGCUGUAAUCACGAUGAUUUUGCUGAGCAGUUUGGCGCUGGCGCUGGAAGACGUCCAUCUGUCUUCCAGGCCUAUAUUGCAGGACAUACUGUACUACAUGGAUAGGAUAUUUACAGUGAUAUUUUUCUUUGAGAUGUUGAUCAAAUGGUUAGCGUUAGGUUUUCAAAAAUAUUUUACGAAUGCAUGGUGCUGGCUAGAUUUUGUAAUAGUUAUGGUAUCACUAAUAAAUUUUAUCGCCUCACUUUGUGGAGCUGGCGGUAUCCAAGCUUUCAAAACGAUGAGAACUCUUCGAGCACUUCGACCCUUACGUGCUAUGUCUCGUAUGCAGGGAAUGAGAGUCGUAGUAAACGCAUUGGUGCAGGCUAUACCAUCUAUCUUCAAUGUAUUGCUAGUGUGCUUAAUAUUUUGGUUAAUUUUUGCUAUAAUGGGUGUACAGCUAUUUGCUGGCAAAUACUAUAAGUGCGUAGAUAAUAAUAAGACAACGUUAAGCUUUGAAAUUAUUCCUGAUUUUAACGCUUGUAAGGCGGAAAAUUAUACCUGGGACAAUUCUCCAAUGAAUUUCGACCACGUAGGCAAAGCAUACUUAUGCUUGUUCCAAGUUGCUACUUUCAAGGGCUGGAUACAAAUUAUGAAUGACGCUAUUGAUUCUAGAGAGAUAAAUAAACAACCAAUUCGUGAGACGAAUAUUUACAUGUAUUUAUAUUUUGUAUUCUUCAUCAUAUUUGGCUCGUUCUUCACACUUAACCUAUUUAUAGGAGUAAUCAUCGACAAUUUUAACGAGCAAAAGAAAAAGGCGGGUGGAUCAUUGGAAAUGUUCAUGACGGAAGACCAGAAAAAGUACUACAAUGCAAUGAAGAAGAUGGGUUCCAAGAAGCCAAUGAAAGCCAUACCAAGGCCAAGGUGGAGACCUCAGGGAAUAGUGUUUGAAAUAGUGACCAAUAAGAAAUUCGACAUGAUAAUUAUGUUGUUUAUCGGUUUAAACAUGUUGACGAUGACGAUGGACCACUAUCAGCAGAAGGAAACAUUCACAAAAGUACUGGACUACCUUAACAUGAUUUUCAUAGUAAUAUUUAGUACCGAGUGCCUAAUGAAAGUGUUUGCUUUACGUUACCAUUACUUUACCGAACCAUGGAACCUGUUUGACUUGGUGGUCGUAAUAUUGUCUAUAUUGGGAUUGGUGCUCAGUGAUAUUAUUGAAAAAUACUUUGUAUCGCCCACAUUGUUGAGGGUGGUGCGUGUAGCCAAGGUCGGCAGAGUACUACGUUUGGUCAAAGGAGCUAAAGGCAUCCGCACUUUGCUUUUCGCACUAGCUAUGUCACUGCCUGCGCUCUUCAACAUCUGUUUGUUAUUGUUCUUGGUCAUGUUCAUCUUUGCAAUUUUCGGGAUGUCUUUCUUCAUGCACGUCAAGGACAAGAGUGGACUUGACGAUGUGUACAACUUCAAAACCUUCGGACAGUCCAUGAUUCUACUCUUUCAGAUGUCAACUUCUGCUGGCUGGGAUGGAGUGUUGGAUGGUAUCAUCAAUGAAGAAGACUGCAAGCAGCCCGAUAAUGAGAUUGGGGAGACCGGAAACUGCGGUAACUCGACGAUAGGGAUAGCCUUUUUGCUGAGCUACCUGGUGAUAUCGUUCUUGAUCGUAAUAAACAUGUACAUCGCUGUCAUUUUGGAGAAUUAUUCGCAAGCGACGGAGGAUGUGCAAGAAGGCCUUACAGAUGACGACUACGAUAUGUACUACGAGAUUUGGCAACAGUUCGAUCCGGACGGGACGCAAUACAUCCGUUACGACCAGCUGUCCGACUUCCUGGACGUGUUAGAACCGCCUUUGCAGAUCCAUAAACCCAAUAAAUAUAAAAUAGUUUCAAUGGACAUUCCGAUCUGCAAAGGUGACCUUAUGUUUUGUGUAGAUAUUUUAGAUGCUCUAACCAAAGACUUCUUUGCCCGAAAGGGUAAUGCGAUCGAAGAAACUGCUGAACUAAGUGAAGUGCAAGCUAGACCGAACGAAGUUGGUUACGAACCAGUUAGUUCGACGUUGUGGAGACAAAGGGAGGAAUAUUGUGCUCGGUUAAUACAGAACGCGUGGCGUAAACACAAAAGACAGCGGUGCACUGGUGCUGGUCCAGACCAGUCGGACGAGGGCGAGGGCACAGGCGACGGCGAAGACGACGCCGACGAAGACGGCGGCGGCGGCGGCGGCGGUGGCGGAAGCGACGCCGACGGCGAGGGCGAGGCCCGCCAGACGGCCGUGUUGGUAGAAAGCGACGGGUUCGUUACAAAAAACGGCCACAAAGUAGUGUUACAUAGCCGUACUCCCAGCAUUAGCUCACGAUCUGCAGAUGUCUGAGACAGGCCCCGCCCCUCCCCAACUUCGCCAUAGCCAACUGAUCAGACUAGAACAUGUCUGUCGGCUAAACAACAACAAUUGGGCGAUGAAUUUCGCGAUGUGGAUAAUGAUGAUCCACAUCGCAUUUUAUCUCGGCCGAAUUCUUACAUUCCUAUUCAAUACUUUACUGUUUUGUUCCAUGUAAUGUAAUUUGUCAUUUUCUUUUUUAACUCAACUUUCAUACAUCGAAUUACAGUCUUUGGCUACUGUACACUUUUCAUGAAUACUUCCGAGAUAAAAAAAGAAAAAUAUAUAAACACUGCUAAGUUUGUGCUGUGUAGUUUGAUGGAGAAGGUAUCGUAAUUUAUAUCAACUGCUUUGCUGCUCAUAACGCUAUUGAAUAUUUAAUACCCAUCACAUAAUUUUAUAGACUAUCUACUUCUUCUACUAUAAUUAUUAUCAUAGUUGUAUGAUCAGUAAAUAUAAUUAAUACCACACCAGCCUAUCCCCAAAGCAAACCAACUAGAAUUAUGUCCCAGCAUAAUUGACAAUAUUUGUACUGGCAGUUUACCACUUCCCUACCCAUUCCGCUAACCGUAUAAUUAAUAACUUUCAAUCUCUCAAAUUUUUGACAGAUAAUUUACAAAGUUCCCUAUACUGCGUGGAUGGUUCCCAAAGACUAGCGUACAUUGCGCAGUAUCGCUGUAAGCCGCUAUUUCCUUUUGAAUAGAGGAUGCAACAGUAGGUCACCCAAUACAGCAAACUUUGUAAAUACACGCAAAAAACAUUCCUUUGCUACUAACUUAUAAAACAGUAUUACCGUCUAUUUUAUUUUAUGGUAGCUACCCUAGGAAGAUGAGAAAUGUUCCCAAGCCAAAACAAAAAUUGUAAGCUGGUUAUUUGGCGAUAGGUUUUUAUGUUAUUAAACAGUUGACGAAACGAAUAUUAAACUUAUAAACAUGUCCUGUUAACUUCUGAUGGUGAUACAUUUAAAUUAAAACAAAUCAUUUGUGACUGUUUUUAUAUGCCUAUAAUUAUAAAUCCAUCGAAAUUAAUAGGAUGAAAUAAACACUUUUGCAUUGUAAAGAAUUUGGUGAAUAAAACCUGACUAGAGCAGGAUUCGGGCUAAAGUACUCGCGCUUUGAAUUUAUCUUCUAUCUAAUAUAUCUAGGUAGCUAAUUAUAAUGUAACGAUUAAGACGAUUGGUAGGUAGGUACGUCAAUUCCCAAGGCAGUACCUUCGCCAUUUAUUAAUACAAUAUUUUUGAGACAAACGAAUUCAAAGCGACGGUACUUGGAUAAAUGAAAAUACAUGCUUUAGCUUUGAAGCGCGCAUUUCGCCGGCUUUAAUAAUAGCACAAGUAAGGAUUUAUCAUCCAUAUGGCCAUAUGGGUAAAAGCUGAAGGGUGUAUUUUGAUGGAUGCCCACCAAGGAACAAUAAUAGUAAUAAUUUAACUAAUAAUAAUUCAAGUGAACUAUAAAAAAUCACAAGUUGUUUAUAAUGGUGCUUUCUUCAAUUGCUAUAUAUUCAAGCUAUCUUCACAUGCUACAAGGAGCGCAUAUAUUGGGAAGGGGCGAACGGGAAUAAAAAAAAUGCUAAUGUUCACAAUUUUUUAUGCAUCAUACGAUAAUAUUAUUACCUUCGUAAAUUUUGAUAUGUGUGACAUUUUUCGAAACACGAUUUUGGAUUAGCAAUAUAGCACAAGCUGUAACUAUUUAAAAAAAACGUGCUUCUAAUAAACUAGGUUAGCUUGUAAAUUAAACACGAUCGCAAAAUAGCAUUUUUAAAUACUGAUGGCACUCAUAUUUAGAUACCACGUUAUAGUUUAAUUUUAUCAUUUUUGGUGGCCAUCGUUUUAAAAUGCAUCAAACGCAAAAAAUGUCACCCAUAUGCAACAAAUAAUCAUCAGUGAGCGAAACUCCUUUAUUUUUAUCAUGAAGCAGUUUCGAGCACUCAAAAGCUGUUAUAUCAUUUCGUUAUUAUUACUUAGUAUAUUAUUGUUAAAAUUUUAUAUAAAUAUUACGGUCGUCAUUAGUGUUCCACAGGCUAGGCACAUAUUUAUCAUUAAAAAAAGCUUUAAGCCGCAACGUUUACACGAUUUUUACACAUUGGACUCAUCAAGUGAGGCAACCCAAACGCCACUGUACAGGGGUUGCCUACGUUAUCCACAUCUCAAACUGUUCACUGUGCUUAAAUCGUCGAAAUACCUAUGUUUAAGUCAAUACCGCGCGCGACUGAGAAAUACGAAGAAACAGGCCCUUUGUAACUCACUAUUCCCAAGUGAGUUCCUUCGGGACUGUCUACAAGGCGUAACGUAAGUAGAACAGCCAAAAUUAACUGCUUAAUUUUGUCUGAGCCUUAUUUAUCAAUGUUAGACCUCAAGCAAUAGUUACCUAAUAUAUCGAUCGAAAUUCUUAUGUAUAUAAAUUAAAGGCAAUAAUAAAAAAUGUGUUGUUAUGUUUUAAAAGAAUUAAUGAAUCGUCAUAAACCAGUGGAACAUUAAUUUCGCACCAAAGACGCAAAGUGAUAAAUAAUAUAUGUAUUUAUAUAUCAGGCAAUCGCUAACUACUAUACAAAAUUAUUUCAAGCUCCACAGCUUCUUUAUAUUAAAUGUUCAGAAUUUACCAUUUUAUUAUUAAGAUAGAUUUUAAAAGAUAUUGAAAAUAUUCUUUAAUAAAAGAUGUUUGGUGGUUAUGCGUCUGUUUUUAUAAUGUGCUGCAAUUUACAUUUUGAAAAAAUACUUUUUUAAUUCACAAAAUAAAAAAAACGGAUUUUCAACAUCAUUCAGUAUGAUCAGAGCUGUUCCAUAUGAGAGUUGCCUUAAUAUGGUGCUAAAAAAUAUAAGAAAAUACUGCAUGCUGUCAAAUUACCGAAGGCCCUUAAUAGGUAUAAUAAACCAUAUAUGUAUAAAGUCUAAACAAAUUAAUAAAGCAAUACAAAGAAAGCCUUCGAAAAACAGUAGUUUUCCCAUACUUAAGUACGAAAAAAUCCGUUUCCACCUUGGCACAGCAUCUAUGAAACAUUUUCAAAAACGUUUCAUAUAUUGCACAAUAUGCUGUACUGUUUUAUAAAAACCAUCCAAGCCGAUCCAAAGUCAAGAACACAAAAUAAACAUCUUUAUAUCUUAACUAAAUAUAUACGGUCAAUAAUAAUAUUUUUGAAGGGGUGGUAAAAGGAGCUACAUAUGUAUAUACCUACCUCUCGUUACUUAAACACAAAGUGAUUAUUACCUUAAAUAAUGCAUUUUGCACAUAAAUAUGACUGUAUACAAGCUUUAUUUAUUUUGCAUCUAAUUUAAAUACCUAUAGAUGUGGAUACAUAUAACUUUCAUAUAUAAAU